AUGGAACUUGCAAAGUGUGAAAAGUGGCGGAACCCGUGGGACGGGGAGGCUAAGCCGUAUCCGUGGGACUUAAGCAGGCUUGUUCACGUUCUUGGCCAGGCAACGGCGCCGAAGGUCACAGUUGCGAAGCAGCUUUGGUGCGUACAGGUUAUUUCGCGUUGCAUAGAGAAUACAAAGCCCCACGAGCAGGUCGAAAUACGACGAAAUUGCCAGCUAUUAUCGACGCUACAAUAUUUUCUUUCCCAGUCGAUAUCGACGCCGUUGGGGGCACGACUUCGUCAACGCACUCUUUUGGUGUAUCUUCGGCUGCUCGGAUUGGAUUUGGCGCUGGAUGAGUUGCUUGUGAUGGAUGCUGGCACAGUCAACGUGUUGGUAGCUGCACUCGGCGAUGGGGAACACGCUGAAUUGAAUCACGUGGCCAUAUUGUUGGCGAGGCGUGUUUCGGAACUCCCUCAUGUGAGUUCCGUUCUGGUCUUCGAGGACCGCCUCUUCGAUGCGUUGCAAGAUCUCUUAGAACUGCGGCAGCUGUCACCACAGGUGAGAAAGCAUAUUAUCUACCUCUUCGUCAAUCUCUCUAGACACCCCAAGCUGCACUUUAAACUUGCGAGGUCACGUCGCGUUGUGUUCUUCGCCAUUGAGACACUUCUUCGUGUACUGAAGAUGGAGGUUGUGGAACGGGCCUCAAGAAAGGUGCGUCGCGUGGUGAACUCCGCUCCAGCGCUAGGUGGUGAACCUAGUGUGACAUCACGAAGGCAAGAAACUCCAGCCAUUGCCCCUGUACUGUCUAGGGACGUUGGAUGCGCCCUGAAGCACAUGUACGCGGUUGUGCCUUGUGCGAUGAUCAUAGCGAACCUUCUCUCAUUUCCCGACAAUCGGGCAACAAUGCUGACUCUGUACCCGGAGCUUUUGUGUGCACUGGGGCUCUGCGACUCACAAGCGGUGUCGGUCAGACUGUGGGAAGUGGCCCGUUGCGCGACAGAUUACUUGCACGAGGAUGCGGCGACGAUGGAGACGCAGCUGCUGAUGCACCUCGAACCCCCAAAGGCGGACGAUGGGGCUGCUGGCGCUGGUGGAUUGGCGUGA
Molecule: messenger RNA, 1083 nt
Organism: Trypanosoma conorhini
Lineage: Eukaryota; Euglenozoa; Kinetoplastea; Trypanosomatida; Trypanosomatidae
Exons: 1
Coding region: 1-1083 (360 amino acids)
Source: RefSeq, a predicted model, not a curated record